Messenger RNA from Saccostrea echinata, 8899 nucleotides. RefSeq names its product bridge-like lipid transfer protein family member 3B. The transcript has 18 exons. The record is from RefSeq and is a predicted model, not a curated record. The coding region runs from base 115 to 4527 and encodes 1470 amino acids. NCBI's taxonomy places the organism in Eukaryota, Metazoa, Mollusca, Bivalvia, Ostreida, Ostreidae.
AAGAUACAGGCGAAACAAACUCGCUGACGGAUGACAGGUCUAGUUUUGUAAAGUUUGUGUGGGCAGACAGGAGAGAUGUUUUUAUGUUAAAUUUCACUGGUAGAAAGAAAGGAGAUGGCUUCAAUCAUCAAAAACCAAAUUCUAAAACACUUAUCCAAGUUCACCAAGAACAUGUCUCCAGACAAAAUUAACCUGAGUACUCUAAAAGGAGAAGGUGAACUCUCUAAUCUGGAACUGGAUGAGGUGGUUCUAAUGGAGCUCUUAGACAUGCCAACAUGGAUGAAAUUAUCAAAAGCUGUCUGCAACCGACUGUCCAUUAAGGUACAGUGGACAAAACUAAAGUCACAGCCCCUGUGUUUGUACCUAGAUGAAGUUGAAUUGGAGAUAGAGACCUGUAACACACCACGCCCCCCAAACAGCCCGGCCCACGUGGCUAGCUAUAGAAGUGGGGGAAAGUAUGGCUUUGUGGACCGGGUCAUUGACGGAAUGUAUGUCCACAUCAACUCGGUGCUGGUCAAAUUCAUUUCCAGAAAAUUCCAUGCAUCUCUACAGUUGUCAAGGGUCAAAGUUCAAAGUGUGACACCUAACUGGAAGCCUUCAGAUGACCUUGGGCCAACAAAAAUCAGGGACACAGUGAGAGGACAGAUCCUGUUAUUUAAGGAGUUUGAUUGGCAGACAACAAGGAUUGAAGCCACUGCUGUGGAGGGGGAGACUUCUGAAACAUUUCUGACCACGCCCCUCAGGUUCAUUGCCAACCAAUCAAAAAUCAGAAUCACCAUCAAAAAGAGACUCAGUGAUUGUGGAGUUAUUUCUACACGUGUGAUGCUGUUACUUGAUGAUCUACUCUGGGUCCUAACAGACACUCAGCUGAAGGCAGCCAUCUUGUAUAUCAACUCACUCAAGGACAUGAUAGAGAAAUCAAGAGAGCAGAGCAAAAACAAUGCAGCAGAGGCACUAGAUAUACAAGGAUUAACCUCCCUUUACAAUGACAACUCCCAGUCCCAGAGACCUCGGAGCCAGUCUAAUCCCUCCCAUGUUUCUCAGCUAUUUGAGCGAUUUGACGUGCAGACGACAUCUUAUCAUGUGAUCAGUAGCAGGAUUGACCUUCACCUUUGUGAUGACAACACCACGGAUACAAAAAACAUUCCAGGCCACAACAGUCAGAUUGAGGGAGGGGCUAUGCAGGUGAUCAUCCACAAGCUCUCAGUAGAUAUCUACCCGUUCUUCCCAGCAGACGAGGAACUGAUCAUGUCUCAGGGGGGUGAAAGAAAGAACUGGUACAGAUACACUGAUAAUCAAGGAUCAAGAAACCCUUGGGUCCAGCAACUGUUUUCUGCUUUCAAAAAACAGGCCUCCAAGGCUCGAGAAACUGUAAAUAUAGCAUCCCCUUCACAGUCCCCAGCUCACAAGCUGACCAAUAAAAAUACAGAAAAUACAGCAGCCAGUCAAAGUAAAACCUCUCCAUCCAGACCACCCCCUCCCAAUACAGGUCAAGGUCAUGGGUCACCAAACCAGAGAAGACACCGUUCCACCAAGCUGUUGGAAAGUUGUUAUGUGAUUAAGAUUGAGGAAUUUACAAUUUAUCAAGUGUCGACUGCUGAUAAUAAGAGGAAUAACCCUCAGAAGUUCCUGAGUUCUGAUAAAAAGCAGCUCCAUCUCCCCCCUGAUAUGUCAGUGUUGCACGCUGAAUACACUGAUUAUUUCUUCCCUGAGGACAUUGGCUUUCCAGUUCCCCAUGCCAAUCUGUAUGUCCUCCUGAACCCAAUCCGGCUCAAUGUAGACUGGUUAACUCUGCUCUGGGCCAACUUCUUCAUGCUCAACCUCUCCAAAAGUAUUGAAAGGAUUGAAUUAGAAGAUGUCCCAUUAGAACAUGUUGACACUAAAGUGGAGGCUAUUAUGCCAAGGAUUGUUGUUCCGUUUGAUGAGAAGUGUGAAUUGCCAGACUUCCCAAGCAGUGUGCAGCUACAGAUCUCCAGGAUGUGUGCCACUAACACUAGAGUCAGUGGCCCCUUCUCACGUGAUAGUCUGUCAGACAUUAUAUCCAACUAUGCAGCUUCCCCACUAUUCUGUACCCAGAAGUUCCCCAAUGACAACAAUAGUUUGAGAGCCAUACCGGAAACUUUUAACACUCAUGCCAAAAAUUUGGAGAAUCACUUCAUUGAGAAGAGAGCCCUGGAUUUGUUGAAUGGGUGUGCUCAAAAGUUUUCUCAGGAAGAAGUGAACAAAAUCUGGAAGUCAAACACUUUAAAACACGAUGCCAGUUUUGAUAUGUGGUGCUGCCAUGCAGAACAAGUGUGGUUAGAGUUUUUAGGACCUUCUAAUGUGAAGAGCAGACCUUUACCAUUUGUGGAGUCUAUUCCUUUGACUCUUUGGAUCUCAAAAUCCCCGCCCAAGGCUGGGAAGGAGGGGGAUAAAUCAGAUAAAGUAAUGGAGGGGUCAGAAUCCAGACUACCUAAUGGUGACAGCAUUUCUGUAGGUGAGAAAUCCAGUAAGGAAGAGUACUCUGAUUCUGACAGAGAGAAGCGACAAACUCGCCGGUUAUUGAAGGAUUAUUAUUCAGAUGAGAGUGUAACUACGUCUGAAGAGUCAGAAACCAGUCAAUUCCAAGGAUCUCCAUCAACAUGUGAUACUGAAAAUGGUGCCAAAGAUGAUAAUGUGCAAUAUUCUGCUUUGAGGGUAGCCGAUUUCAAUGUGGUGGCAAAAAUUGGUCCCGGUCCCCUCAAGGCACAAAUGACCCAUUCUCAAUACAUUUUCAUCAUGCGUCUCCAGGAGUCUUUCACUAUUUUUCAGACACAAAUGAAUGCCGAUGUUAGUUAUUUUAUAACGACAGUAUCCCCGACUGUGACGUUCUCUGUUCCCCUGAUGUUGUCAGAACUAGAGUUUGCCAUGCUUUGUCCCGUUGUACUAGAGAAUCCUGGGAUACCUGUGACAUUUAUCAGUCCACCGACCUCCACGAGUGGACAAGACGAUUUGAUGGAUGAAGUGAUAGAGAAGGAUGAAUCUACUGUCAGUGAUUCUCUAGCAGUGAAUGAAAGUCAAGACGACUCAUCCAACAGGAGUUUUCCUAUUGUUGAUAUCAUGGAUCUCUCUCACCACACACUGGGAAAGUCCUACAGUGAGUCCAAUGUUCAGAACUUUGCUCCUGAUUCCAGUCAGCCACCUCUAACUCAUGCUAUCCUGGAGAACAAUCUACAGUCGAGAAUUUCUCAGUCAACUCAAGCGCUCGGCUCGGUGGGGCGAGAGUCUGGCUAUGGAUCACUUUCAGAAGCUCCAGUGCCACAAAGCAAGAAAAUUUUACCAAAGACAACAGACUCAAUGAAAAAGUUCACUUCCAAAAUGUCAGGACUGGCAGACAAGAUAAAAGCCAAGAUGGAGAAUCUAGGGGACGAUAGCUCUAGUAUUUCAGACAGUUUGGACAGUAUGUCUAUUAGGACAGACAGUUCUGAAGAUGACUUUGAGGAAUUGUCAUUGGAUGAUGUAGAAGUCCCAGCAUUCCAGAAAGCUCGACCAAUCAGUGAGUCCCUUUCUACAGAUACUGAUGCAGCAGACGACCUAUCUUCCUUCUGUGCAGAGCAAAAUGCAGCUGAAGCAAGGGGCAAAGAAACGAUUUCUGUGGUGCUGUUCAAACUGACGUCUUUAGAGCUGUUGUUACAAGGAGAUGGGGAGGAUAUGGCGGCCCGGAUCCAGGCUCAGCAACUCCUAACCAUCCAGCCAGGAAACAUGAUAUACGACACAUUCCAUCAGAAGUUCCUCUCACCCACAGGUUUCUUUGGCCAGGAGAAGCUGUUUACCCCAAUCUCUGAGCCAGCAGUGAAGCUGAAGUUUACCUCUGGACCCGGGUCAAAGCAGGAGUCCUGUCUCGGUUCAGAGGAAGGCUUCUUGGCUGUCAAGGCCCACGACUUUGGUUUACAUUUCAAGACCUCCAGCCUGACCACACUUACAAACUUUGUUGAGGAUGAUAAACCGUCUGAAUCUAUACCUAUGCACGUGGAUGUCUCAAACUUUAUGCUGAUUUUACAAGAUGAUGUAGUUCCCCCAGGAUUUCCUAACCCACCAGAACCAACCCACAUUCAGAUUCAUUCCCUGACCAUAAUGAGAGGGAGGGAUGGAGUCAUGCACCUGAAUCAAAAUAUGAUAUCUGACAGAAAUCAAGAUACCAAAGACCUAAAUGGAGAGGUAGAUGAACUGAAAGGUGAGGUGCAGGUCUUAAAGCAGAGUAACUAUGAAGAGUGUCUAAGUAUAAGAUCUGUGAAGUUACAGUUACAGGAACUGGAGGUCGAGAAUAGACUUCUGAGGGAGGAAAACAGGAAAUCAAAGUGUAGCCCUGAAUCUGAGACUGCGAAGGAGGUAAAACAGCUGCUGGAAACUUACACCACUGAAAACGCUCGUCUUAUCGAGAGAAUCGCACACCUAGAAGACGAACUUUUGUCAGUGACCCAGGAGAAGAAUUCCUUCAUUGAAACUCUUUCUUUACUUCAGGAUGAACUAAACCUCUCAGAAAGAAGACGGCAUGAUUCUGAUAAAUGAAGGCUCAGCUUAAUAUUAUAGGGGGUUAAUAUUUAUUUUACUUGAGGGAGUUCAUAUAUGUGUGUGUGUUGUAAUAGGUGAUUAUUUUUAUAUCAAUUAAAUAGCUGUAAUUUUUGAUAGCAUGUGUAGAAGGUAAAUUAUUAAUUUUUUAAUAAUAAAAGUUGUGUGGUUAUAAACUAUAUGCAUAGUAUGUUGAAAAGUGGGUGGUAUCUGAAUAUUGUCAAUAUGUUUUGAUAAAAAAAAAUAAUUUACUAUUUGAAAUGUUAAUGUUGUUUGCAGACUCUUAGACUUAAAAGUCAUAUGCAAUGGGUUAUGUCAUAAUAAUAUGGGGUAUAUCUGGACACUUGUCCAACAAAAUUAUUUAUUUAUUGUUAAUUUACAUGUACAUUGAUGAUUUGUAGAAAAAAUUUGCCACUCAGAUGAAUUUGUUCUUAAAACUGUUACAAGAUAUUGUUAUUUGUAUAUUGUACAUGUAGAUUAUUACUGUCUGCAUGUACUUUUUCUCUCCUGUGGUGCAAAAUUAUUGUAAAUCAAAUAUAACAAGUACGGAUGCAGAGUACCCACCUCCAACUUUUUUAAUACUUAUGAAUCUUAUAGUAACAGCUGCUGAAGCUAACCUGUAAGGAGUUAAGACUUUUAUCUUCAACUCUUUAGGAAAAUCAAAGAGGCACUUUUUAUUGCUUUAAGGUUCACUGACACUCUGGUAAGAGAGAUAACUCUCACUGGGUUUCAUAACUAAUAUUUCUUUAAAAUUUUGUGAAGUCAAAAUGGCACUUUCUGUGAAAUUUUGCACCACAGGGUAUGCUGAAAUUGUUGCAUUAAUAAUGUAGAUUUCUUAUAGAAAAUCAUUAUGAAUCAAACAAAUUUUUUUUUAUAAGAGUGAACAGAGAGAUGAUGAAACUUAAUAUUGAAUGUGGACUAAAAUGUCUGUUUUCCUGAUAGUGCUCACACCUUUAUUUUGAUAUUCAUACUGGCCAUAACAUACAAUGUAUAGUCAUUUUGGUAUUUAUUGAAUACUUGUAGUGGUUUUCUGGUGGUAUUAACAAUGUAGUAUGCAUAUGAUGAUUGCUUGAAAGGUUCAUUGUUAAGUAUAAUGCUUUUAUUUUGAAUACUAGAUGUCAUUCAGGUUACUGAUGCAAAGAAUUUAAUCUGUGAACAUCUUUUGAGGGUUUUUUUUUUGGAAAUCAAGUCAAAUUUGUAUAUGUAGUGACCCUUUAAAUUGUGUUUGCUCAGUUUUAUAAUAUAGUGCUUAUCUUUGUGUAUUUCCUUUAUAGCUUAUAGUAUUUAAUGAAAGAGACACAACUGUACCUCUCAUUAUUAACCAUUAUACACAAACGUGUAAUAAAUAAUCCAAAUCUAUAUCGUAUAGAUUAUCCACCGAGCUCUUGGCUCACUGUAUUUCUGUGCAGGUUAUCUUUUUCUUUCUGUGUUUUUCUUGUCUUUAUUUACCCCCCACCCCCACCCCCCGUUGGUUUUGGUGCUCUUUUCUGUGUACAGUUUUACAGAUAUCGAUAUGUUUCCUGCUUUUUGUCAGCUUUCUGUGAUAUUUUGGGUGACUUCCAUUGGAAGGAAAAGACUAUAAGGCAUUUGUAUGGUGCUUGGUAUAUUUAUUAUUAAACUUUAAAGGCUUUGUUACAUAGGCAAAUUUAAGUGUAUUAUGCAUGAAUUUGAACAGAAUUCACAUGAACAGAGUACUACUGGAAAACAACUAGUUCUCAAGUUUUUUUUCUGUUUUGUGAAUGACAUGAAUUAAAUGUCAUCUGCCCAGUUUUCUAAAAUUGUGAUAUAUGAAAGUAGGAGAAUGUAUACCAAUUACAAAGUAGCAUAAUUAUGAAAUGAAGAGAAAAUACAUUCUCAGAAUAUUUCCAUUUAGCAUUCUUGUUUUGGGGAGACUGGCAUCUGUGGUGUUAUAUGAGCACCAGGCAUAUAUACUGUAAAUCACUUUUUAUUCACGAGAACUUUAUUUUCACUUAAUUACACGAGACAACGUGCUCAUGAAAAUAUCAUUCUCGCAUAUAUUAGUAUUCCUAAAGAUUAUGUAGAACAGUAACCACAAUUCUUGAAAAUUUUGACUCGUUAAUAAAGAGUAAAUGUCUAUCUCGUUAAAAUAAGGUGUCGUGAAAAUUUAGUGAUCUACAGUAACUGCAGUGACUUAAGCAAGUACUUGUCUUCCCCCUUUUCAGAAAUCUUUUCCCACAGAUAUUAAGCAGUGUACUAUUGCAUUUUUUAUCAAGAAUUUUUUUGAGAACUGGUUGCUAGUCAGUAAAAUGAAAAUAACAUGAUUACAUGUAUUUCAAGGAAAGGCAUAUAAAUGUGUAAGGGAUUAUUCACACAAUAUAUUUUACUAAUGAUUAGGGCUGGGUAUCGGCUGGGAAUUUCGUAUUGCGAUAUAUUGCGAUAUUUUAAACUGUAUUGCAAUAUGUAUUGCAAUAUUUUUAAUAACAGUUAAAAUGCUCUUUUCUUAGUUUAUUAACCUCCAUUUAUAAUCAGAGUGAAUAAAACUACAUGUGUAUUAUAAAUACGUUGUAGCAAAAAAAAGUUUUUGUCAAUUUCACUUCAGUUUUUCAAUGAAAUACAACCAUACAACAGCAACCUUAUUAUUUGGCAUGAUUGAAAGUGUUUCUGGCAUCUUGAAUUUCAUAUUUUACUUUAGAAAUCACAAGCCCAAGCAUUUUACAGAUAUACCGUUACUGGAAAAACAUAUCACAAUAUGAUAUUUUUUGUUAACAAAUCGCAAUAUACCGGAAUAUCGAUAUUAUUGCACAGCCCUACUAAUAAUGCUUUAUGUAAUUAUAAAAAAAAAUGAACAGGGUUAAAAUGGAUGUUGAUGUUGUUCUUAUUUCUCCCUUUUGUACCUCGUCGCUCGUGUUAUUUUUCACAAACAGAAUAAAAAGGACAUUUACUUUGAAUAUUAGGGCUAUUAAUGCAGAUUUAAUGUUUCUCCAAUCUGUGACUUUGAUCAACAGAAGGAAUAUAGCAAAUUAAUUCAUUUAUUUUUGUUGGCCUAUACAAUUUUAUUAUAGAUAUAUAGUUUACUAGUCUGAAAGUAUUGAGAUAGUAGUUCAUUCCAAUUUUGGGGAAAAAUUGUAAAAUGAACAUUUAAGUGAAAUUAGCUUGGAUAAUAAAAUAAGAAAGGGAUGAGAAAAUGCAAAUUCCAGUCAGAUUUAGUAGAUUAUUUUUAUAGAGUGCCUGAGCGAUAUAAAAGCUGAAUACAGUAUUUUAUGAGGCUAUUAUUAGACCUAAGCAGCUAUACAUAUAAAAGAUACCGGGUAGUUUGAAUGCUGAGAAAGAGAGGAUGACAGUUCCCUUAUAAAGUACUUGCUGUCAAUAAUCAGUUUUUACCGGUAAUUUUGUUUGUGGUGUAGACUUCAGUAUUUAUAGACACAAUUUAGCAAAGUAGUUUGAUAUUGUCUGCAGGUAUUGAUGUACAUGUAUGACUGUGUACCUAUUUAAAACUUACUAAGUUUGUUUCAUUUUAAUACCGGUAAUUAGAAAAGUGUUUUCUUGUCUAAGCCAAAGUUUGUUUAAAUUUUCUUUGUUUAUUUAAAUUUCUUGGAAUAUAUGUGGAAGUGUUAUACACAUAUAGGGUACUUAAUGAAUAUUUUAGAUCUAUUUUACAGUAAAUGAUUUAGAAUUGCAGAUGAAUUAUACCAUGUAGAAUUGAGUACUCUAGCUGUGUGACUCAGACUGUAUUCCUCAGAGUGACACAGCUUUAACUCUAUAUCAAAUCAAUCAAACUGUUCUGAUUAUUAUAGAGGAUUCCUGGGAAUUUGAAAUCUCAGCUCUUUCCUUGUAAACAUUUACACAAUAUUUUUCAGUAUUUAAUUGAUUUACUCAUAUAGCCUUAGGUGUGUUUUGUUUUUGUUUUUGUUUUUUGCAUAUUUAGUGGGUUAAUUUGACCUGUUAAAAUUAAAGUGCAUAGCUGCCCAUAUGCAUGUACGCAAUCAUAAACAAGACCUUGCUUCGUUCAGGGCCAGAUUGUGCACUGAAUGUGGCUUGUAGUCUUAUCGUGGGUUCCUUAUAUUUGGGUGCUUGUAAUUUGCCUGAUGAAGGUAAAAAGUUGUUUUGAUUCUUAAACAUGUAUCAUCACCUCCUGUCAUUUAUAUAUAUGUGUGUACAUGUACAAUAUUUUGUUUUCCACUUUAUUUCUGUAUAUCUAAAACAAAAUGAAGAUAUUCAAAUCUGUUAUAUACUGAGAUAUGGUGAAGCCCUAUUUGUAACUUUUCUUUUGUAUUAAGAAAACAGAGUAAAUCCUGUUUAAUCCUAGAGGAAAUGCAAUAAUUUAACACUUUUUGUAUGGUUUUUCUACUCCAUUUAAUGGACUUGUUGUAUGGUUGUUUCUGUUUGAUAGAAUAAAGAAUACCUAUAUGAA